CUGCGCGAAAGGCAGUUUGAUGAAACUGAAGACUUGGAAAUUGAUAUUUUUGAUGUCGAGGUAAAUAACUUAAAUGAAUUUUUUUUUACCUAUAAUUAUUGUUGUUGUUGUUGUUUUUCAUAUAUGCACUCUUUCUCCCGUGCCUUCUUUUUCUGCCCCCUUGCGACUCCUCCUUUUCGUUUUGUAUCUUUCUUAUUACUACCAUGUUAGGUCCACUGUUCUAACUUUGACUUGUGACUGUUUUCAGUGCAAGCACUGGGGAAUUGUCUUGAGGCACAUCUUUGGAGUUUCUCUUGGUACUGGAGAUUAUGGUCAUCUGACCAUAGAACAUGCCCCUAUGCUCAUGCGUCGUUUUAGAUCGAUGACCCGCUACUCAAAUCAAGGCUUCGAAGCAGCACACAAGCUUCAAAGACAGUUGUACUCAAGGGCAACAAACCAUGACUGUCUCGUUCCAGCAUCCUCUUGUGAGUAGCAAGGAUACCCUUAAGAAAAGCUAAAAUAAAACUAGUUAAAACAGUUAAUAAUUUGUGCAUUUGUCAAUGCCAUAUAUCUUGUACUGAUAUAACAUCUAAUAACAACAACUUUUUUCUGCGAUUCGGAUUUUCAAUAUUUGGCGUGUCUAAUUUUCGCGGGAAUUUUUGUUCGCGGGACUUUCAUAACGCAGUUUUUUUAAAAAAAAAAGACCUGCGAAAUUAGUUGCCAAGAGGGUAUAUUUAUAUGCAGCAACUUUCUAAGAAAACCAAUGGCGUGCUUUUUAUACCUUUCUGUUUUCUUUACAGUGGAAGAUAUCUUGGUUCACAGUUAUUCUGAGCGCCUUCUUUCAGUUAGAUACUCCUUCCGGCAAGCUAAGGAGAGUAUGGUAUCAGGUAGGUGAAGUAAGGUCAGUAUUAUAUCUGUAGUCGCGUGCCAUGCAUGUGGUUUGUCUGGUACUCUCCCAUGCAUCAUUUCGUUUCCAAACAUAUAAAGCCGUGCGUUUUUUUUGUAGUUAAAUGCUCAAGUCUAUGAGUUACUUACGGUGAAUUUUCUAUUGUUUCGGUGCAGUAUCAGAAUAUAGUUGUGUUUCCGUUUUAAACAAAACAGUAUACCCUUUUAUGUUGCAUUAAGCCUUUACCUUUAGUUGUUUUUUGGUAUGAGCACAUGUUGAUUUUGUCAUGUUAUCAGAAUGUAAUUUUCUUGUUGAUGUGUCAAAACAUAGGUAAGCAUUUCUAUUACCGAGGUUGUGGGUGGAAAAAGAAGCAUGUAGAGUGGACAGAAGCUGAUAAAGAGUGGAUCUACGAAGUCAAUGACCUGCUGGACAAGAUGCUGGGGCCAGACCAUUUUGAGUUCGAGCAAACGCCUGACACAAAAUACUGCAUUGUUGCCUCUCACUCUCAGCCAUCCUAUGAGUGCGACCAUAAGACGUGGGAAGGUCAGCCUGAGGAACAAGAAGAUUCACCUGUCAAACCGAGUUCAACUCCCGAACCACCGAGAAAGAUUCCGAAGCCAUCGUCUUCACCUCCCGUCAAGCGCGCGUUAAAUUUGAAGACAAAGAAAGCGAUGCAGAAGUCAGCAGUAGUAAGGAAAUUCGUCCAACUGCCAACUCAAACACCUAUCCGC
Messenger RNA from Porites lobata, 1596 nucleotides. The record is from the annotation of a GenBank genome assembly. Lineage: Eukaryota; Metazoa; Cnidaria; Anthozoa; Scleractinia; Poritidae.